UACAACAAUUGUUUUAUUAUUUCUAGCUUCAGUCAUGAAUACAACUUUAUAAGUGCUGUAUAAUGUUAUUGACGCUGUGAUAACUAUAAUAACACGAUUCAUCAUGUGUAGUACUUUAAUAUUUUAUUGGCUAUUAUUAGUAACCACCAUCGCCGCAAUGUUCAACAGAAAUAAUGAAUUAAAUAUUCCUGCAGUCGAAAAUUUCCAUCAUAUUAAAACACAGGAACUAAAACGAUCUUGUUGUGAGCGUGAUAUAAAAUCUAAAGUUCGUCAAAUUGAAAAUAACCGAGAGAUUCCAUUGGAUAUUAUAAUGAAAUUAAAUCAGGUCACAAGUGUUCCAGAACUAUUUUUGAAGUUUAUGCCACACGUCAAUAUGUCCGAAGUUUUAAAAUAUGAAAUAGCAAAUAAUGAACAAAAUGAAAUACUUGUUCCAAAACCUGCAUCUUGUACUACUGAAAAUCAAACAAUUAGCUUAAGGGACGAUGAUAAUCCAAAUCUAUAUUAUUCGCCACCUUGUACACGAGUAAGACGAUGUGGUGGUUGUUGUGGUAACAAUUUAGUUUCCUGUCAGCCAACUGAAAUAGAAAUACUCAAUUUUGAAGUUACUAUUCUUCAAUACAAUGAAACAUUAACUUUUAAAGAAAAAAAGAUUAUCAGUGUAGAGCAGCACGUGAAGUGUAAAUGUAAUUGUAUUGUUAAAGAAAAAGAUUGUAAAGACACACAAGUUUAUGAUGCCAGAGAAUGUCGAUGUCUUUGUAAUAAUCUAGAAGACCAAAACAAAUGUGACGAAGAAUCAGAUACAAAAAUGUGGAACUCUGAAAUUUGUUCAUGUCAAUGUAUCGAAGAAAAGGAAUGCACAACAGGAUCCAAAUUCAAUUAUAGUACAUGCCAAUGUGAUUCAAUAGUUGAAUGAAGUUGAUUGAGAAUUAUUGAAGUCUAUAAAGAAAAAACAUCAAAACGUUAAAUAUUUAUUUCAAAAUUCAAAAUCAAAUAUAAUA
Messenger RNA from Sipha flava (yellow sugarcane aphid), 998 nucleotides. Its product is annotated as vascular endothelial growth factor A-A-like. Gene Ontology annotation, cellular component: membrane. The record is from RefSeq and is a predicted model, not a curated record. Gene Ontology annotation, molecular function: growth factor activity; growth factor receptor binding. Gene Ontology annotation, biological process: positive regulation of protein autophosphorylation; positive regulation of cell population proliferation. NCBI's taxonomy places the organism in Eukaryota, Metazoa, Arthropoda, Insecta, Hemiptera, Aphididae.